Messenger RNA from Spirodela intermedia, 1159 nucleotides. Lineage: Eukaryota; Viridiplantae; Streptophyta; Magnoliopsida; Alismatales; Araceae. The record is from the annotation of a GenBank genome assembly.
AUGGGCGCCAAGAACAGAUCCUCCUAUGCAUCCCCCUGCUCCCAGCUCCGUGCCGAGUACCAUGACUGCUUCAAUAGGUUCUCCUCUCUCUCUCUCUCUCUCCCUCUCUCUCCUUGCAGAAAGAAGGUGAGGGAGAGAGAACGAUACCCUUCUUUAAGGGGGGCUCGAUUUCGUCCCCUUUUUGUUGCUGAUGGGUCGAAGCUUGGCGGCGAUCGCAGGUGGUACUCGGAGAAGUUCUCCAAGGGGCAGUGGGACAAGGAGGAAUGCGUCGCCGAGUGGGAGAAGUACAGGGCCUGCCUAGCCGUACGUGCCCUCCGGCUGUCCCCCAUUUCUGAUCUCUACUCGCUUCGAAGAAGAUCGCGUCUCUCGCUUUGAUUUCCUCCGUUUCUGUUUCUAAUCCUGUUCUUCCAUGUCUUUCUUCCUGCUAACUGCACACAUCAUGCCGCAUCAAGAAAACAAGAGAGCAGCCAUUCCUCCGAUCAACCUCCACACAGACAGAUGAGAUCGAUUCAUGGGUCUCUUGCAUACUUUCUUUUUUCGGCUCAAGAUGAACAGCGUAUGCACAGUCGAUGAGAGAAUCUUGAACAUUCUUGAACUACGGAGCCUGUGACGAACUGGGGAGUCGUUCAAAAUAUUUGUCACGGGUGGAUCAAACAAGGAGAAAUUAUCACGGCCUGAGCAUUUUUCUUUCGUUCAACCCACCAAGUUUUUGCCCUCUAUCAAGCUGCCCGUUUAUAUUAUUAUAUCAAAAGAUUAUAGAAUGAUCAGAUUCCCCUAGGUUUGGAUGCCAUUCAAAUAAUUCUUUGGUCUUCGUCGUAUUUUCAGCCUCUGCCAUGGUUUUCUUUCUGGUGAGCCGCCCACACUAUCGCUAUCUAGAUCAAGCUCCUGAUCUAGAUAGAAACUUCUCUCUCUCUCUCUCUCUCUCUCUCUCUCUCUCUCCUGAUCAGAGCGUUUUACCCAGAUGGCGCGUUUCAUUAGGGGCAGUAUUUUUCCUGGUUGGUUGAAGAUUGGAGGUGAGAGAAUCUGACCCGGGAAGGAAUUUGUGCAGCAACACUUGGAAGACAGGCACCUGAGACGCCUGCUGGCGGAGGCAGACCCGGCGGCGUUCCCCAAGGAGGAAGAUCCGGCCCAUUCGGCCGAUGGCAGCAGCGGGCGGUGA